Messenger RNA from Paramormyrops kingsleyae, 1695 nucleotides. It is a transcript of the gene fxyd6, whose product is annotated as FXYD domain containing ion transport regulator 6. Gene Ontology annotation, molecular function: sodium channel regulator activity. The record is from RefSeq and is a predicted model, not a curated record. Gene Ontology annotation, cellular component: membrane. Gene Ontology annotation, biological process: regulation of sodium ion transmembrane transporter activity. Lineage: Eukaryota; Metazoa; Chordata; Actinopteri; Osteoglossiformes; Mormyridae.
AUUAACUACGAGCGAGCGAGAGACGGGCAAAGGCGCUCAAAGAAAGGCGUUAACGCAGGGAAGAGGGACGCGUGUUUAGAAGGCUCCGUUCAGGGCCGUUUUAAAAACGCAACUUUUUUAUCGAUUGUGAAAAAAAGAAAGACAUCUGAUUUGCAUUUCAUUUGGAGAAGGACACCCACGUGUAUUUGUCUUUUUCUCUGAGAAUCCAACCUAGAGAGACAACUUCUGAAGAGUAGGGCGUGGAUAGCACAGUAUACAGAGAAUACCGAGAAGAUUAAAUAUUAAAUUAGUUUAAUAAAGCAGUGCUGUAGCUUUAACAUUAAUUUAAUUAACUCUCAGUUUUGAUAGUUUUUUACGCCCGUGUAAUAUCAAGGCGAAUGAAAGUUGCCAUGGAAACCUUUCUCAUCUUCCUCUGUUCGCUGCUAGUGUAUGUUACUGGUGAGACCAUUGGACAGGCAGAGAACAAUGAGAAGGUCGUAGACCCAUUUGACUAUGACUAUGAAAGCCUUCGGAUUGGAGGACUGGUGUUCGCAGUGGUGCUCUUUGCCCUGGGCGUCCUGCUCAUCCUCAGCCGAAGGUGUCGCUGUAGUUUGAACCAGAAGCCCAGGACCCCUGGGGAUGAAGAAGCACAGGCCGAGAACCUGAUCAUCUCCAAGGGGAAAGAUGCCCCUAAAACGGAGAACUGAAGUGACCUGUACAGACUGAAGACUCGCUUCUAUAUGCCACCGAAGCGAGACUGAUAACAAUGUCCUGCCAAGGCAUCGGGAGCAAGGGGAAUGGAUCCGGGGGGGGUCAGGUUGCGAGACGUGCUGUGUAAAUACAGGUCUAGCCACAUGUCCUGUUACCAGUGACCAUGUCUUCCCAUCUGUAUCCUGUGUACUGGUCUCUCUGCGGUUUGCCUUUGUUAACCCGUGACGGUGUAGUAGAGUGUCUCUAAUCUUCAGGCUCACAAAACCUUGUACUGUGAUGAGUUCCUCCUUGUGAUUUUAAAAACUGGUUUUAUUUUUGUUAUUUUUACUAUGUACUAUGCUCUUCUCUUCCAUGGUCACUGUUAUAAUCUUUGUCAGAAGCGUUCUAUUCUGCAGUGUCUCAUAGGCCUAUACAUAUAUAUAUAUAUAGUUUGUAAAUACAAUAAUAUAGAAAUUGUACAAAACUACACACAGAUAUCUAAAAGUCAAGAAGACAGGUUUUAUUGUGUGUGUGUGUGUGUGUGUGUGUGUAAUUGGGGACCGCUAAGUUCCCUUAAUAUGCAGCCUCUGUCUCCACACCCUCUUGAAAUGAGAGAACUUUUUUUUCUGAAAGUCAUGUCACUUUCAGAGGCAAACAUAUCCACUGACAUGGCAGUAGUCUGCCAAUUUUAAAAAAUGCCAUCCAGUAGGCAGAGGUGGACAGUUCAGGUCCAGAGAGUAAAAAUCCAGACCAAAGAUUUUGUUUCGCCCAACCCGUUGAGUACGCUGUGACUCUUUAUGCUUAACAAGAUGGUUGAAACAAAAUCCUGGUGUGGAGUUUUACUUUCUGGAUUGGAAUUGUCUGCCUCUGCCAGUAUGAAGAUGCACAACUGUUUAUCCUUCAUUCCAGUAGAAUUGUGUAUUUAAAGCAGUAAGCAAAGAGGAAAUUAACAGCAUUUAUAUUGUAUGUAUUACUGUGUUGAAGAACUUAUUUCACAAACAAUAAAUACUGUGUUCACUUCAGGGG